Molecule: messenger RNA, 228 nt
Organism: Blepharisma stoltei
Lineage: Eukaryota; Ciliophora; Heterotrichea; Heterotrichida; Blepharismidae
Source: the annotation of a GenBank genome assembly
AUGGACGGAAGCAUGCCAGAGAUGAACGGUUGAGACGCCACAAAACGAAUUACUUUGCUACACAAAUCAAAAGUAAUAACAAACUUGCCUGUAGUUAUUGGGUAUACUGCUUUUACUUCAGAAGCUGAUUUAGCUCUUUGUUUGGAGUCUGGGAUGAAAGAAUGUCUGAUUAAGCCAGGAAACCCAAAAAGUCUUCUAGAUGUAAUCCAUCGAUAUCUAUUAAUGUAA